Falco peregrinus (peregrine falcon) is the source of this 6969-nucleotide messenger RNA. It is a transcript of the gene TMCO4, whose product is annotated as transmembrane and coiled-coil domains 4. The record is from RefSeq and is a predicted model, not a curated record. The transcript has 14 exons. Lineage: Eukaryota; Metazoa; Chordata; Aves; Falconiformes; Falconidae. The coding region runs from base 63 to 1784 and encodes 573 amino acids.
GGCAGGAAGCGGAAGACAGCGGCGGCUGCUGCUCUUUGAGGCCGGGCCGGCGGCAGGUAAAAAUGGCUGCAGAAGAGAAGUGGAAAGGUUGCACUUCGAAACAGCAUAGCGAGGCUGAACAGGCAGGUGAAAAAGAACCGUGUGUGCUUCUGGGCCAGCAGCUGGGUGAACCGGGAAGAUUUGCUUAUGCGGCACUUUGUGGGAUAUCCCUAGCAUCGCUGUUCCCUGAAGAAGAGCAAAGCUCCUUCAGGAUGGAAUUCAUUGAGGGCUUUGUGAAAUGGCUGGACCUGCCCGAUGCUGUCUUACCCGCCAUGACAGCAUUUGCUAGUGGCUUAGGAGGUGAGGGCACAGAAACUUUUGCCCAGAUUUUGCUGAAGGAUCCCACCUUGAAAGAAAAUCCAGUUGUCAUUACCCAAGACCUUCUAUCCUUCUCUCUUAGAGAUGGGUACUAUGAUGCUCGAGCCAGGGUGUUGAUCUGCCACAUCACCUGGCUGCUGAGACUCCCCUUGGAGGAGCUGGAAGUUCUGGAAGAAUCUCUGCUUGAGAGCCUGAAGGAACAAAAAGAGGAAGAGUCAGAAACUGCAGAGGUAUCAAGAAAAAAGAAGGAAAGAAGAAAAAAGCUGAAGAGAUACCUGCUGAUCGGUUUGGCAACUGUUGGGGGUGGAACAGUGAUAGGCUUGACAGGGGGUCUUGCUGCCCCGCUGGUUGCUGCAGGAGCUGCUACUAUCAUCGGAAGUGCUGGAGCAGCUGCUUUAGGUUCGACUGCUGGAAUUGCUGUCAUGGCAUCCCUUUUUGGAGCGGCUGGAGCUGGCCUUACUGGAUACAAGAUGAAGAAGCGUGUGGGAGCCAUAGAAGAGUUUGAAUUCCUCCCACUUACUGAAGGAAAGCAGCUUCAUAUCACCAUAGCAAUUACUGGAUGGCUGUGCACUGGCAGAUAUGGGAGCUUCACAGCACCAUGGAGCAGCAUGUUGCAGUCAAGUGAGCAGUAUUGUCUGGCCUGGGAAUCCAAGUACUUGAUGGAGCUUGGCAACGCCUUAGAUACCCUGCUGAAUGGUUUUGUGAACAUGAUGGCUCAAGAAGCCCUAAAAUUCACCGUCUUGUCAGGUAUUGUGACAGCCUUGACUUGGCCAGCUUCACUCUUGACUGUUGCCAGUGUCAUUGACAACCCCUGGGGAGUGUGUCUCCAUCGGUCUGCUGAAGUAGGCAAACACCUAGCACAUAUCCUGCUCAGUCGACAGCAGGGCAAGCGACCUGUUACACUGAUUGGUUUCAGUCUAGGUGCAAGAGUCAUUUACUUCUGCUUGCAAGAAAUGGCUCAAGAAAAAGACUCUCAAGGGAUCAUUGAAGAUGUGGUCUUACUGGGAGCUCCAGUGGAAGGAGAAGCCAAGUAUUGGAAAGCAAUCACAAAAGUGGUGUCGGGCAGGAUCAUAAACGGUUAUUGCAGGGGCGACUGGCUGCUGGGAUUUGUAUACAGAACCUCUUCUGUCCAGAUCAACGUUGCAGGCCUCCAGCCAGUCGACUUGGAUGACAGGAGGAUGGUAAACAUGGACCUUUCGUCUGUAGUCCAGAGGGCACCUUCCCCAGUGGGCUCCCUCACCAGGAAGGUCCCUCCCGCACGCUCCAGGAACCUCCUGGACUGUGUCCUCCCUGCUGGACUGUAUUUCCAUCAGACUCCUGGUAAGUCAAAGUGCCCCACGAGAACAAGAGCUAGCGGUCGUGAGACUUCUCCCAGCUGCUUACAGAGCAUUUCAUCUGCAUCUUCACCCUGGUCGGGUGGUCUAUAAUAGACUCCCACCAAGGUAUCUGCAUCGUCAGCCUUCCCCCCGAUUCUUGCCCAGAAGCACUCGACCCUAUCGACACCAUCGUUAAGCUCUAGACUAACUCAGGAAUAACUGAUUUUUCUUUCCAAAAGCUGUCUUAGAGGAGGGGCCUGGUAUUCCCAUUAUGAGGGAAGGCAAACAAAUCCAAGGCAGUCUGGCCUUCAGCCAAGCAGGUACCCAGCAUACAUGAAUACCGUAAGCAGAUGAAAAGUCUGAAUUUUGUGAAAUCCAACUGAUUUGGCACUUUUGUGACUUGGGCUUUUUUCCCCUAAAUGCAUCAAACUGUGUUUUGUUCCCCUGCAUUCCCAAGACUUGCAGGAAAGAAUUAAUUGUCGUUACGAAAUGUGGAUUAAUUAAGAACCCUGGGAAGUUCAAAAGGCAAAAGGUUGCCUAUGUCUCAUUACACCUUUGUUUCAUUUGUUUCAAAUGAGCAGUGCCACCUCCCAUGGUGACAGGCAUUAACAGGAUCAGAAAAGCAAGAGCUAGGAGCAGAACUUGGCUUCAGGCAGCGGCUCGAAGGGGCCCAGAGAGCCUUCUCUCAGAUCUGGGGACCUGCAAGCCUUUUGGGAAACAAGUCUAUGUGUCUGCUUGGCUCUGAGGUCACAGGGAUGAUUUCUUCCUCUUCACAUGUCCCUACAACCCUGGAGUCAUCAGUGGCUUAGUUUUCUGUGAUCCUUCUUGCUGUUGAUUUGGGAAUUCCAAGAAUCACACAUUGAAUACAUAUUAAAUGAAUGUUUCCCUUUGGGAUGCAAGCAGAGGGUGCUGGCAAUAUCAGUAUGUUAGAACAGAGGAAGAAACUGGAAAACCUUUUCCAUAAAGUGCGUGCAAAUGGACCCAUUAGUAACUUGCAGUUUGUUUUUGCUUUGUGGCAGAAAAAAACCUCAAAAGCCCAUGUCCCUCCUUGCUUCAACACAGAUGUAUUGCUUCACCUUGGUGUACGCUUUGGGAGGCUGGGGGUAUUUAUCUGCUUCUGAGAGCAGAGAGAACCAUUUUAUAGUACUCCCUGAGCCUUUACUCCAUAAGGCUGGUGCCAAAAUUCACAUACGUGCUGCCACUCCGAAGCAGUGUGGUGCCAGAACAGCAUGGCCUUCCUGCAGAUUUAUAGAAGUAAUUUUCCCAUUUCCUCCAUUGUGCGUGGAACAUGUGGGUAUCGUUUCAUGGUGGACUUCCACAACAUCUGUUUGAGCGUGUACAGUGUUCAGAGACCCCAACUACCCUGGGCAAAGCUGAAUGGCUGGGACUGCACCCCUCGCCUUCAGAAAAGCUGAGAUUAAGUGCCACAUUGUAGAAAGAUCCACAAGUAGUUUACAUUUACAUCUAAUAAGUUCAACAAACGAAAUUUGCUAUUCCACUUGAGUAACCAGCAAUGUUUUCAUACCAUGACAUCUUUCUCCCAUGGAGCCUAAGAAUUUACAUCACUUUUCACCUUUUAUAGAGCUUCUUUUACAUUGCAUAUAUAUCAGAGCACCUUGCAUUUGGAAACAGGACUGCUCUUGCAAAGCCAGAUGUUGCAGACUCAUUCUUGACAGGUUUGCGGUGAACACAUUUGUAGCUGUUGACUUUGCAAGCAGCUCACCUGAUCACACAGACCCUAGUCCAGCAAAACAGCCAGGAAAAGCAGUGGGAAUUUUCCCUAAGUAGUGUUAAUUACAUUUGGUUCUGCAAGGGUGGCUACACAAAGCACGGUAAGGUGAAUUAAGGAUAGAGAAUUCAGCUUUCUAUCUCCUGUCUUAUGUUGGAACACAAUCGCUAAUUCUGUAUAAUUUUUGUGUUCAGUUUUGAACUUUGUUCCUAACCUCUUCAGCUAACAUGGAAAGAAAAUUCAGCUGCAACAUCCAAUUAAAAGUGUUAAUCAAGGGGAAGACUGACUUAGCUGACACAUUGUGUACGUGAGGUUUUUCUCCUGCAGCACACUUUCAGCUGACGUGUUUGAGAUCUCGCAAUUACAACAGCACAUAUUAUUGAUGUUAGCUGCCUGUAGCUGAAAGCACCAUGAGGCUUACCACUGCCUGCCGCCCCAGCGACACUAGGGUGAGGUCAGGGCUUAAACUGGCUGCAGUCCCAGUGUGAUGGUUCUGUAGGAGAUCACAUUGCUAAGGAGAGGUGUUGCACUGCUCCAUAGCUUUGGAAAUUUCCCAAAUGCCCAAGACUUCUUGCCCAGACAGAUUAUUACCAUCAACUCAUAAGGGGUGAAUAAGGUGAGAGCAGGUCAUUGUCCCCAGAGACAGCAGGAAUUCCCUUAGCUAACCAAAAACAAUCUUGUUUUGUGGACUUCGGCUGAGAAGUUGGUUUGAAAGCCACGAAGAUGGUAACAUUUCAGCUGCCAAAUCUUGUGUAUUCCUGGAGCAAGAUGGGGAGAGGGAGGGUGAUCAGUCCCUUUUGGUGUUACAGAGGAGUCAUCCUCCACUGCAGGCAGGUCCUGUUAUAUCAUCCUGACUAUGGAGACUGAAUCUCAUCUCAGUGUUUUCAUCUGGACUCUUGAAAAAUUCUCCAUAAUCCUGGCUUGAUCGGUAUAGCAGAUAUUUUGGAUCACUAGUGGACUGCUGUAGUUUAUAACAUCAGAUACCUGGGUCCCCUAAGCUACUUCUAGGAACACUCCAGUUCAAUACCUCAAUCCAGUCUUCGUUUUGGGAGAUCUCUUUUCUUCUGAGGCCAAGAGAUGAUGUUCAGAUUACUCCCCAGUGAUAAUUAUAUGCACAGUUGAUGCUGGGCCUUUGAAAACAUUCUUUAUAGCAUCUAAUGUAAAUAAUUUGCACUUGGAUUAGCACUGAAAAAUAAGUAUUUGAUUAUAGCCACCUUAAAAGUGAGUGGCAUGUUUUGCAACUUUGAUAUAGCUGGAAAGACUCCCGAGUGUUCAGACACCAACCCGAUAGCUAGAGAAAAGAACCAAUUCCACUUCUGGUAGUUGUCAGAGCAUCAGCAAAAUAAAACCAGUCACCAGCAGCUGUGCAAACGGUUGAAAAAUUCAUGGCUCAGUGUGCGGAGCGUGUUACCUGUGAGCAGAAGGCCACCUGUGAAGGUACCUUUCCCUUGAAACUCUUUCAAGGGCUGUCUUAUUGAUCCAGAAUUUAUGAAGCUCCUUCUUCCUAACUUUAUCCUGCCCGUCAUCGCUGACAUACAGCUGCUCUCCAUCUCGCCCCCUUAGGGCUUCAGGCUUCCCAAACUGAUUUCCUCCAUUUACUUCCUCUGUUUUCUUGUUGUAUUCUGUGUUUCACUCCUCUCCAUCAGUCCUCUUGGAAUUGGUCAAGGUAAAUCGAGAGUAAAGCUGGCAGAGUUAUUCAGCAGUGGACAAAUCCAGCAAAAGAAAGUGUUCACUCAGAAUUUUCAACACUGACAUGUUCCCACAAAAAAACCCAAACAUAUCAAAGUUUGAUGGGAAAAGUCCUUGGAAAAAGUUACUGCAUUGGCGUGAAACUGCCUGAGUGCUGUCUGAGGGUAACAUCCCUCAGUUAUUGUCCCGGAGGUGAGAAUGACUUGAUCAAUAAGUUGUGGCUGAAAGAUGAUUGCAUGUAAAAAUUACAGUCUUGCUCAAGACAUGUUGCUGUAAUUGAAGGAGAACUUUUACCGGUCAAGUUAAUUGUUAAAUGAGGAGAAAAAUAAGAAUCGAGCGACUUAGUCUACUCACAAAACUGUAAUUGUGUGAAGGACUGAUUUAGAAGCAAAGCCUAUUAGCUACAGCUGAAUCAUGCUCCAAUCUUUAUUCCGUCAGUUUUUCAGAGCAGAAAUAGAAACAUUAAAGAGGAAUAAUGCAAAUGACAUUGACAGUAUUUUCAAAAUAAAUUCAGCUCUAUAGAGUUUUCCUCAAAUAUGUUUUUAUUAGCUUCUCCUCUGCUGGAAGCGAGAAUUGCUAAUGCUCAGGAUAUACCUAUAGUGCAACACAGAUGCCAGAUUCACACUUUUUAAUAAAUCCAUUUAAAUGACAGCUUCUGAAUCAGUGGAUGUGUUCACUGCCCUCACUUUUGAAAACAUUGUUUCCUAAGAACCCAAACAGAAGAAUUUUAUUUCUAUUUUAGCUUAAUUCAGCCACAGCCUCUUUCCAGGUUUGUUUCAUGUUCUUCUCGUUCUCGCUAUGGGAAUCUGCUCUGCCACUGGCUUUUGGCAGGUCCAGCCAUAUUCCCCAGCUUGGGCAGCGUAAGAUCUUUGCCAGAAGCUCUCAGAAAACUGUGGAAAAUAGAUAGGACAUUUUCCACCAGGCUGAAUGCCCUCUAUCAUGCUGGGUAUACCCAGCACUCUGAAUUAAGGCUUACGCUGACACAUGGGAAUAACUCUGAGCAGAGGAGCCUGCCAGCUUGGCAGGGAUGACUGCAUUUUGAGUGAUAACCUGGCAUAGCUUGAGAGUCCUAUAAUCAAUCAGGCUUUGCCACCAUCUGGAAGAGGACGGCUGCAUGGCUUUGGAAGCAGUACCCAGAACUGAGGAUUUUUUUGGAAAGGAAGAGUGGCAUGCGAGUUUCUUCCCUUCUGUACCAAUGCCACGCCAGAACUGGCUGUCAGUUUAUUUCAGUGCGCAGGGUUGCGCUCCGGUUCUCUUCCUGAAAGACAAAUUCACUGCCACUGUUGGAAACGGAGAGGAAACCCAAGAGUUGAACGGGCAAUUGCAAGAGUUGCUGAGCUGGCUUUAUUGAGAUAUGCCACCCGGAGGCAGUUUGCAUUUCAUUAUGUGUGUACACAAAGUGUCUGGCACCAUAGUGGGAAGAAAGCACUGCUGAAAAGUGAGGUGUGAUGAUUAGCUGAGCUUCAGAAACUGCAGCUCACUCUGUUAACUCUUUUCAUCCAACACAAAAUACCGUUUUCUAUUAAAACAGACAGUAUUUGCCAAAAGGGAAUCCUGAAACUGCAGUGGCCUCCAAGAUAGUCUUUACUGCUCCUGCUGAAAUAACAAAGCCCUGGAGAGAUGUUUUAACUUGAGGGUAUCUUCUUCCUGCACAAUAAAGUUGCUUUUUGGAUGUAAUGGGCUCAAAACAAGUCAAAGAGGUGAAAUUCUGAGCCAUAUUAAUGACCUGCGCUCCUGUGACUUGCAGAGGGUACCUGUGCGUGCUCCACUCGUGCUGCAUGCCUCCUGUGCUCCUCAGGGAUCCUCUGCAAAUCCCUAGGAUGUUUGGUCAAGGAGAGCAGGAGGAAGGCACAGCCCAGCUGCUCUGUCCUGUAUCUG